AGCCCAGCAGGAUAUCGGGGCGAGGCCUCUUUGCCUCUUUGUCUAACUGGUGGAGUUGGGAAGUUGGCGUAUUAGAACAAAUUUGCACUGUUGUCUGUUGAGGAUGUACGGAGAAACAGGUGGAUCAUACUCUUCGGAUGAGUUUGUGAAGGUUGAAAAAAACAAAAUUAAUGCUAAGUAUGGUAGGGCCAACAGUGUGCUCCAAGUAUGUCUGGGUCCCUCUCCACGACUUAUCAUCUCCUCGUGAUGUCCAACAAUGUGAAGGAAAUGUGCCAAUUCUUGCUGAGUAUGACUCAUUCUUUGUGAAGGAAUUCAAUGUCAAUCAACUAGUUAAAAGUGAUCUCUACGAUUCUUUGCACACAGUGUUUGUCUUCCUCUCAAAUACUGCUUGCAGUAACCUGCCAAUUGUUGUAACAACCGAAAGAUACAAUGAGACUUCUCAGCCCCCUUAUGGUCCCGUGUACAUGCUGGAAAAUUCUAUCAUCUCACUCAACGUCUGUGCUAGUACAGAAAGCCUGAUAUGAUCCUCUUAUUCUCUACAUACUUAAGACUGUCGAGAAAUUUCUUAAUUACGACCCGAAACAUCCAUCUAAAGAGUACUAUCGAAAGCAUAUUCUAGUGGGGAACAAUGGCUUUACAAACUGUACUAACAUAUCUCUGGUGCUC
This is a messenger RNA of Geodia barretti, 666 nucleotides long. The record is from the annotation of a GenBank genome assembly. Lineage: Eukaryota; Metazoa; Porifera; Demospongiae; Tetractinellida; Geodiidae.